Molecule: messenger RNA, 1056 nt
Organism: Caenorhabditis briggsae
Lineage: Eukaryota; Metazoa; Nematoda; Chromadorea; Rhabditida; Rhabditidae
Exons: 6
Coding region: 1-1056 (351 amino acids)
Source: RefSeq, a predicted model, not a curated record
AUGUUGGAAAACACGACGAUUGCUUUCUCAAAAUGGUUGACUCUUUCAAAAGUCAUUACAUCUGCAGGCUUCUUCUCUACAACAAUUUCAGUGGCAACUUUUCUGAUUCUCACUGUAUUUUUCGUUAAAACAAGUUAUGACAACUACAAAAGAUACAUGAUUGUUUUCUCGGUUCUUGGUUUCGCUUUAGCUGCGAUUGAAGCAGCAGUGAAUCCCAUUUUUCAUUCCUAUAAUUAUGGGUUCGUCAUGUUCAGUUUUUCACAUCCAUUCGGUGCACCUAGUGAUGUCUCCUUUACCUUGUUACUGGUCUACACUGGGUUUUACGCAGCAACCAUCUCCUUUUUAACUGCUCAAUUCUUUUAUCGUUACCUCGCCAUUGUACAUCCCCAAUUGGUCCCUGUUUUUUUUGGUGGAUGGAAGCUUAUACUCUGGAUUCUGUAUGCCUGUUAUUUCGGUCUUCAAUGGGCUCUUGGUGUCACCUUUUUCGCUCGUUUGGAUGAAGUGUCAACUGAUUAUAUGGAAGAUGAAAUAUUACAGUACUACGGUAAACGAGUUGAAGAGAUUGCAAUGUGUGCUGUAGUUGCAUUCGACAAAAAUCACGAAUUGAGAUGGUUCAAUUUGAUGUGCGUACUCAAUAUGACUUUGAUAAUGAUGGUUCAAUACGGAUUGAUCAUAACAUUUGGAUGGAGAAUGAGUCUCAAAAUAAGAGAGGCUGUGUCAAUGCUUUCCACAUCCAUGAUACGACUUCACACUCAAUUCUUCAAAGUUUUGGUGCUCCAGAUUCUCGUCCCAACCAUAACUCUUUUCAUGCCGGUGUUCAUUUUAAUGUACACACCCAUGUUUGAUUUCCAAAUACGAUUUCCGUCCGGAGUGAUGCUCAGCGCAUUCUCCUUUUUCCCAGCAAUGGAUGCCAUCAUUGUCAUGUACAUUCUAACUGACUAUCGGAAUGCUAUCAAAAACAUGUUCGAGGGAUUCUCAGCGACAGUUCAUGGGGCAAUGCGUGUUUCAAAUGUAGCGGACGGUAGUCAGAUGUCUCGUUGGACGACACGAAGUUAA